This is a messenger RNA of Magnolia sinica, 3356 nucleotides long. Its product is annotated as transcription factor GTE8-like. Gene Ontology annotation, molecular function: protein binding. Bases 587 to 2878 code for a protein of 763 amino acids. NCBI's taxonomy places the organism in Eukaryota, Viridiplantae, Streptophyta, Magnoliopsida, Magnoliales, Magnoliaceae. The record is from RefSeq and is a predicted model, not a curated record. The transcript is spliced from 11 exons.
UUUUCCUUCUUUUUAUUUUUUAUAUUUCCUUUCGGGCUUAUUCGUUCGAGAAGACGGAAGCAGAGGGAUUUCUAGGGUUUCUCCCGCAGUGAUCGCUCUGCUCCAGAUUCAGGUUUUGUAUUGGAUUCUAGAAGCAUCUCGUAGAUUUCAAUCGGUAUUUUUCGUCUCUUUCAUUCCCAUUUCUCCUCUCCGUUUUAUUUCUAGGGUUUUAUCUUCAGCUAGGGUUUGGGUUUUUGCUGGAAGUGUCUGCCUUUCUCCCUUUUUUUUCUUCCCUGUCUGUGACCUUUUGAUGUAGAAAUCGCAAUUGGAAGAGCGGCAAAAUCUCAUGUUUUAAAGAGAAUUUCAGCUUAGGGUUUUUUUUUUUUUCUCCCUUCUUAGUUGGGUUUGAAUCUGGUGAAAGCAUUGACUAACGGGGUUGAGAAGAGGUUUAGGGUUUUGAUUUGAGCUCACGAAUCUUGAAAUUGAUAUUAUUGGGGUGGAAAUCUAUUCUAUUUUUGGAUUAAAUUGUCAGCUUCACAGAAAAAACGCAUGCUGAAGUUCGAUCUUAUAUUUCUCAAGGUAAAAAGAGAUCUUGUUGGGUUACUUUAUGGCACCAACGGUUGUUUUAGAGUACACGCAGCAGAAGGAAUCAAAGAAGCCAUUGAAGGAUUUUGCCGUUACGAUGAUGGGCAAAACUUUAUCUAGAGGAAGCUACUCCUCUAGCUUCAUGCCAGAGCAGCUUGCUGUCGAGACGGUUGGUGAGUCAGAAGGGUUUGGAAGCUCCUGCCGUGUGGACACUGAGAUGACGGCUUCAGAGGAUUCUUGUGGCCCGAAGAGGAAAAGCAUGAGUUUGAAUGGGAACAGGUGCGAUGUUUUUAAUAUUCCUUUGCAAGUUCUCUCCCUGUCAAAGAUGUCUAGGUCCGAAAGGAAGGAGUUGAAAGUCAAGCUGAAAGCAGAGCUUGAACAGGUUUGUGUCCUUAAGAAUAAAAUUUUCUCGAUGUGUUUGGAAGGUAUUUCUGUUUCAUCUUCCAGUGUUAUCCGAAAUUGCAAUGAUGGGCAGAAGAUGUCGGUGACAGAGAAUUUACAGUUCUCGCUGGAUUUAGCUUCUGAAAAGGGGAAGAAACAGGGCUCUGUAAUCCAGAAUGCGCCCAUUUUGAAGUGCAGUCUUUCGGAUCAGUUUGAAUCCGUGAACCAGUCUGGUCCUUCUAGCAAAAAGGAUGUUACAUUGAUGAAGCAGUGUGAGAUGCUGCUGAAGCGAUUGAUGUCACAUCAGUUUGGUUGGGUUUUCAACUCUCCCGUUGAUGUGGUGAAGUUGAAUCUUCCAGAUUAUUUCACCGUUAUUAAGAAUCCGAUGGACCUGGGAACAAUAAAGAGUAAGAUGGCUUCAUUGGCAUACUCAAGCCCGUUGGGUUUUGCUGCGGAUGUGAGGCUUACCUUCUCCAAUGCAAUGACUUACAAUCCACCUGGGAAUUAUGCUCAUAACAUGGCGGACACGCUCAGCAAGUUCUUUGAAAUGAGAUGGAAAUCUAUUGAGAAGAAAAUUCCAGUAUCCAGUUCACAAUUGGUACCUGCAAAAUUGGCAGUUUCUAGAGAAGCACUAAUUGCAAAUCCAUUAACACAGUCUAAAAAGAGGAAAGAAUCCUCUUCUACAAAUCAUAAGCUUAAGAUGGAGACUGAGAGUAUGAAAAGGGCGAAGACAAAAGCACAUAAGCUGAGUAUAAGCAGAGAUAUAGAGUCUUUACAACUACAAGGGGACAUUCCUAAACAUAUUGUUGAUAUUCUAAGGAGGCAUCGGUGCGAUGCGGAUCAAACCAGUGAGGAGGAAAUGGAGGUUGAUUUCGAUGUUAUGAAUGACGAUACAUUGUGCAAGUUACGGAAGCUUUUGGAUGACUAUUUGCAGGAGAAACAUACAAAUCAGCUUUUGAACGAGUCGGGGCUUAGCAACUCAUCGGUGCAGCCUUGCAAAGGCAAUGACCCGUCAAAUGAGGAUGUAGAUAUUGGUGGGAAUGAUCCUCCUGUCUCGAGCUAUCCUCCCUUAGAGAUAGAAAAGGAUACCACUCUUAGAAGUGUCAAAUGCAACAGUUCAAGCCACUCUAGCAGAGAUUCAGAUUCUGACUCUGGUAGUUCUGGAAGUGAAUUCGAUGGUGCUAAAGUUACAUCUCCUGCAAAACCUGUGAAGGAAAUUGAAGGUUCUGGGGCAACUUUGGAUCAAGAGAAAAGUGAUAUUCUAGAUCCAUAUGAUGGAUCUGCUAGUGGGUCGGAUCAAGUUGAGCAGAAUCCCCAACCCAAGCCAGUUUCUGCAGGGGUGGAUUGCCAUCAAGAGGGGGAGAAUGCUCCAUCUGGGAGGCGGGUCUCCCCAGAAAAGCUCUAUCGUGCAGCAUUGUUGAGGAACCGCUUUGCUGAUACCAUCCUUAAAGCUCGAGAGAAGACACUUGGCCAGGGUGAAAAGGGGGAUCCUGAGAAAGUUCGACGGGAGAGGGAGGAACUCGAGAAACAGCGGAGGGAAGAAAAGGCUCGGCUGCAAGCAGAAGCCAAAGCAGCUGAAGAUGCCCGACGACGAGCUAAUGCAGAAGCUGCGGCUGAAGCUAAACGUAAGCGUGAACUUGAGAGAGAAGCAGCACGUCAGGCAUUGCAAAAGAUGGAAAAGACGGUUGAAAUUGAUGAGAGCUGUCAGUUUCUCAAAGACCUUGAGAUGCUGGGUUCCGCGCCCAUCGAGCUUCCGCCGAGCUUUGCUGAUGAGAUGAGCCCACAUCGAUCUCUGGAUGUAAUGGGCAGUUUCAAGCUCUCGGGAAGUAAUCCUUUGGAGCAGCUUGGGUUAUUCAUGAAGGUGGAUGAUGAGGAGGAAGAAGGGGAUCCUGUUAAUGUCCCCCUGCAUGAUGUUGAGGAAGGAGAGAUAUGAUUUAUUGGGUUAUCUAUCUGAAUACCAGAGGGAUCCUCGAGCACCAUCAACUGGGGAUCGGAGGGUUCUGUAUUUUUUGUUUUUGUUUUUGGCCAAUGGUGCAAGGAAGGGUAAUUUUUCUGUUUCCCGUUGUGGCUUGCACUCAAAACCAUAAUUGCUGGCAAGUUGGGCUAGGGUUUUUGGGUUUGGGCUGGUAAAGGUGGGGAGUAGAAGCUGAGAUUCCUGUUUUGAUUAUCUAUUGUUCUUGUAAAUAUGAGAUGAGGUCUUACCAAUUUUGUGGGUAAUUCAGUUUUUAGAUGUUGAAUUUGUGGCCAUCUGGAGCCUGGUCUCUGUGGUCGGAGGGAUGGGACAAGGGGAGGGGGGGUUAUGUUAGUGCUUUGGGGUGUCAUGUUCAUGAAUCACGAGACAUUCUCCUAGACUGUAAAAAGAUAGUGAGUGCAUUAGGGUAUAUAUGAGAAGGGAUUCAUCUGGCUCUUCA